CAGCAACAGCAACAGCAACAACAGCAACAACAGCAACAACAGCAACAACAGCAACAACAGCAACAACAGCAACAACAGCAACAACAGCAACAACAGCAACAACAGCAACAACAACAGCAGCAACAACAACAACAGGUGCAGCAGCAACAGGCUCAGCAACACCAAGCCCAACAGCAAGCCCAGCAGGCUCAGCAACAGGCUCAACAGCAGCAAGCCCAACAACAACAGCAGGUUCAACAGAUCCAGCAGCAGCAACAGGUUCAACAACAGCAGCAGCAGCAGGCUCGGCAACAGAUGCACGCUGUUCUACUUCAGCAACAGGCUCAACAACAGCAACAGCAACAGGCUCAGCAGCAGCAACAAAUGGCGACUAUGGCAGCCAACGCACAAUCGAUUCUUUCCAUGAACAGUGCCGGCGGGUUUUCCCAAACACCACAACUCCAGCAGCUUCAGCUCCAGCAAUUGCAGAUGAGGCUCCAGCAACAGCAGCAGAUGACACCACAAAUGCAGGCCCAACUACAGCAGGCUCUUCAGCAGCAAGGCCAGAACCAGUUGGCUGCCGCCGUUGCCGCGGGUAACUAUGGAGGCUCGCCACACAUCCGCGCAGCCGCCGCGCCUGCACCCAUGCCUAUGCAGGUCCCCGUACCCAUGUCCACCAUUUCCAUCUCAACCGGAACCGGGGCGGUUUCCCCUGAGCUGAUGCAGAGAUGGAGAACAGCGUUCGCAAACACAACGCGGCCCUUUUUCCACAACGGAGGCAACAUACCGAUCAACCUCCUGCGUGCACAUGCAGUGCUUAAUUUCUUUAAGGGCGGCAACGACCCGGUCAAAGAGCAGGCGGUGACCAAGAUCAUACAGGAAAUCAUGCAGUCGUGCAAGGACGAGGUUGGCCAGCCGCUGACCAAGGAGAUUAUUCAGACGAUUCUGCAGGAGGGCGCCAGCGGCCUGACAGUACCCGAUCAGCAGCAGCAGCAUUCUAUGGUGGGUUUGGGAGCCAGUAUGACGCCGACGAUGAAUAAUGCCGCCCGGCCGCAGGCCAUUGCACAGCAGGCAGGCAUGCAGGGCAUUAUCUCGUCGCCGGCCAUGUCUAUGGGCACGGUGAACAUCAACCAGAGCCAGAAUCAGAGCCAGCAACAGCAACAGCAACAACAGCAGUCUGCAGGAUUGAGUGCCAAUAUACCGAUGAACGUGGCAGCCACUGCCCUGCUGACAACUUCGGCCUCCGUAGCCAUGGCCGCCACUGCCGCCGCCGGCUCGGGUGCAUCGCCAACCUCUGCCGCUGCACUUAUCUCUGCCGCUGCAUCUGUUACAUCUUCCGGCUUGUCCGUAGGGAAGAAGCAGACUGCAGGAAAGACCACAGCAUCAGUAGCCGGUGCCAAGUUGAAAAAGAAGUCACAGUCACCACGGACUAACGCCAAGUCGCGCAAGGCAGCAUCUCCAAAAGUUGUAGCUGCUGUUGCUAUCGCUGGCACACAGCCCGUGGCUGCGAAUCCGGCCACUAUCGCAUUAGCAACGAUGCCGGCCAUCAAAGAGACUAUUUCAGAAGACGCCACCACGUCUGCGCCUGGCCUCCAACGUGCAGACUCGAUUUCCACAGAGGUCGCGACCAAGAUCGUCGAAAACAUCAUUACCGCGAUAGAUGCCGAUGCAAUAAGAGGGCGGCCGCGCCUUGAUCUCAGCGAGGCCGACAAGCAGAUCGUUCGCAACCACCUCCCCCUAGUCAGCCAGCUCCUUGAGGCCAACAUGAAGCUGCUGCCUGCGAUAUUCAUACGCACAAAGAGCCAAGAUUCCGUGCAGAAGAUUUACUCUAUCAACGUCAUGGUCACUGAGCAGCGGCGACUGGUCGCCGAGAACCAGUAUAUUGUUGCGCCCAACCAUAUGGUUAACUUUUCCGAGGUGCUGCGCAAGUUCUUAACUGUUGCCAAGGAGUGGGGCAACAUGCAUCAGCAUGAGUUGGCGGAGCAGAAUGCUGCUAGUGCACAGCAGCAGUAUCAGCAGAAUCGGUUCCAACAACAACAGCAGCAGCAGCAGCAGCAGGCGGCGGGUGCUCGGCUGUUGGCUUCCACUGGCGAGGUCGCGGCCAAGAUUGAGCAGGAGACUCUGAUGACGAACAUGCAUCCAGGCGCAUUGACUGCCGAUCCGUCGUUCGAUAACUUCCAAAAGGCUGUCAAGCAUCCGAUGGAGCUGGGCAGUCUCAAACUGCCGGCAGCCAAAAAGCGUGCAAUGGGCAAGCUCGGCAGCUUUGACAACGCGCAGGCAGCAGCGGCAGCUCAAGCGGUGUUGCCACAAUCAGCGUCCUAUAUGGGCGGGAACAUCCAGCAGUCAACUGUUCCGUUUGUUCCAGCACCAAUGAUGCUGCCACCUGAUAUGAACCGUGCUGAUUUUGACAAGCUACCGUUGGAGACGCAAACGCAGAUCCUGAAAGAGCAGCAAUCGUCGAUUAUUAGACAAAACUCGUUCGGAAUGGGCGCGCCGUAUACACAGCAGCAGCAGCAGCAGCAGCAGCAGCAGCAAACGUUGUUGUCAUCUUCGGGGUUCACUCAAGGGACUAACCCGUUGCUGGUGGCGGCUGCGCAGAGCGCUUACACGUCAGAGGCUAUUUUGCAGACUGCGGAUGAACAACGGCUGCUGGCUUUGGAGAAGGACAAGUGGAAUCAGCCGUUGGAGUACCUGAUGUGCGUGUUGGACAAGGUCACACAGGGCGCGGAGAAGGCUGGGAUUGAACCAUCGCCUAUGCUGCAACAGGCGUUUUGGCCGUUGGCUCGCAAAACGGUGUCGGGUAGAUUUGGAGUAGUUGCUUCUGACGCGGUUCUUUGAGGAGAAAAAUAUAUAUAUGGAAGC
Molecule: messenger RNA, 2841 nt
Organism: Kickxella alabastrina
Lineage: Eukaryota; Fungi; Kickxellomycota; Kickxellomycetes; Kickxellales; Kickxellaceae
Exons: 1
Coding region: 295-2817 (840 amino acids)
Biological process (GO): regulation of transcription by RNA polymerase II
Cellular component (GO): mediator complex
Molecular function (GO): transcription coregulator activity
Source: RefSeq, a predicted model, not a curated record